CUUUCACUCUCUCUUUCUCACUUUCUCUCUUCCUAUGUAUUUAUCUAUCGAACUUGUCUAUGUGCCAAUAACUUCAAAGAAAGUUAAUAAAAAACACAGGGAGAGUUUAUGACCUCUUAUAAAAUAAAUAAACGAACGAUAAAUAGAUCGGAAAGAAUAGAUAUUAAAACUCAGGAAGAAAUUACGAGAAAAACAAAUAACACGGAGAAAGAAAGUGAUUAAAGAGAGAGGGGAACAAAGCGACAGUGUGAGGAACGAAGAGAGAGAGAUAUAUAUAUACAGCGUAAGACGAAGAGGGAAAGAAAGAUAUACAGAGAGCAUAAACUGGAGUGGGAGGAGAGGGAGGGAGAGGCUGACAAGAUCAUAGUGUCCGUCGGUCGUCCGUCACAACGAGUUCGGCCGUUAGGCCUGGGUAGACAUCGUUCUUAAGAAAUGCGGAAAAAGCUCUAGCUAUGUCUAUAGCUUCUAAUUCACAAACAGAGAAAUUAGACGAUGUGCCCCACUUAAGGCUGGAUUCUGAGUCAAGUCUAGAAAAUGCCUAUCAAAUAGGAGAGAAGAUUGGCCAGGGUAGUUUUGGCAAGGUUUACAAAGUCACCGACAAAAAAACUGGUGAGAGAUGGGCCAUGAAAUGCAUCAGUAAACAAAAGUCUGGCAGUGCACCGACACAGUUGUUUGAGAGGGAAGUGGCAAUAUUAAAGAGAGUGAGGCAUGAAAACAUUAUCAUGUUGAAGGAAGUUUUUGAAACGCACGAUAAAGUCUUUCUAAUUAUGGAAUACUGUAGCGGCGGAGAACUGGGCAAGCAACUGAGUGCUGCAGUGAAGUUUGAUGAAGCUAUUGUCAAGAACGUCAUGACUUCUCUAGUGAGUGCAAUAUCCUAUCUUCAUAAAUGUGGUGUAGUCCAUCGAGAUUUAAAACUCUCCAACAUUUUGCUUACCAUAGAACCAAAAAUUGAAGACAAAGCCUACUUCAUUAAGGUAACUGAUUUUGGUCUCUCUGUUGUUAAAGAAGGGGUUCGUCCAGAAAACAUGUUAAAUUCCUUUUGUGGCACAUUGAAUUACAUGGCACCAGAAAUUGCCGAAAAUAAAAACUACAGUCAGCAGUGUGAUGUCUGGGCCUUGGGUAUCAUUACAUAUCAGUUACUCUGCGGUUAUACACCCUUUUAUGCCAAUGAUGAGAAAGAAUUGAUUAAGAAAAUAAAAAUCGGGAAAAUUGUAUUUAAUUCACCUGAGUGGGACAAUGUCAGCAGUGAAGCCAAAGACUUCGUCAAAAAAUUAUUGCAUGUUGAUCCGAGUCAUCGUUUGACGGCAUUUGAGGCCUCACACCACCCUUGGCUUACGGGAAUCAAAGACGACACCCGUCAGUCAUCCAACGUUCUGGAAUUGAUGACGUACUGGCAAGAGGACCUGAAGAAGGACCACUUGAAGAAGAACUUCAACAGUGACAGCAGCCUUGGUUCCAAAGAUUCCGCUGGCUGGGAGGAAAACGAAACAGAGGACGUGAAAUCUAAUGGUUCCAAAGAUGGACAGAUCACGAGCACAGUGCUAAAGACAUCCCUCACCAAUUCACCACCAGAAUACCGACUCAGGAGAAUCUCAACCCAACCUAAACUCUCAGCUUUUGUGCAGGAUUCGGAAAGUUUUGGAUCGUCUUCUUCGGGCAGAAAGAUGUCAAAGAAGAAGGAUUAAACGCAACGCAAAAUUUCUAUUAUUAUAAUAUAAUUAUUAUUAUUAUUAUUAUUUUUGUUAUCGUUAUUAUUAUUAUAUUAUAU
Octopus sinensis (East Asian common octopus) is the source of this 1768-nucleotide messenger RNA. RefSeq names its product myosin light chain kinase A-like. Gene Ontology annotation, molecular function: ATP binding; protein kinase activity. The record is from RefSeq and is a predicted model, not a curated record. Gene Ontology annotation, biological process: protein phosphorylation. NCBI's taxonomy places the organism in Eukaryota, Metazoa, Mollusca, Cephalopoda, Octopoda, Octopodidae. The transcript has 11 exons. The coding region runs from base 453 to 1685 and encodes 410 amino acids.